This is a messenger RNA of Tigriopus californicus, 1304 nucleotides long. RefSeq names its product exosome complex component RRP41-like (gene Ski6). Bases 478 to 1251 code for a protein of 257 amino acids. Lineage: Eukaryota; Metazoa; Arthropoda; Copepoda; Harpacticoida; Harpacticidae. The transcript has a single exon. Gene Ontology annotation, biological process: rRNA catabolic process; U4 snRNA 3'-end processing; poly(A)-dependent snoRNA 3'-end processing. The record is from RefSeq and is a predicted model, not a curated record. Gene Ontology annotation, cellular component: nucleolus; nuclear exosome (RNase complex); cytoplasmic exosome (RNase complex).
AUAAGAAAACACAUUUGAUCAUAAAUCAACUAAAUCUGCAAUAAAAGAUCUAACUUGCUAUCUCACUGCAACGUGUUGUGUAUGAACCAUUCAUGUACAUGCUUCUAAUAUCAAUCAUUUCGGGACUGUUUCGAAUUGGUUUUGGAAGUCGUUCUUCCAUGGUUAUACGUAGUUGCACGCCACUCUACUUGCAUUCGCUUUUUGUUCGAAUCAAAGAACCUAUCAUUAGAAUCCCGAUUAUCCAUUUAAUUAUCCCUGGAUAACAAAGCUCGUGGCGCCGCUUCGAAGUCGAAAACCAAUUCAAACUCCUCGUGCCCUGUUCGAAAUGACACCCUGGACAUCUCGAAAGCACCCACGUGACCCACAUCAUGACGUGCAUCCAAUUUCAAAACAAACAAAAACGUGGGAAAGAAGACCAUCAUGAUCCUGGCAUCAAUUUGAAUUGGAAGAGCCCCCUUUUAAGGACACAGACACAUUAUGGCUGGUUAUGAACUUCUCUCGGAACAGAAUCUUCGUCUGGAUGGACGUAAGGCCGAUGAGCUCCGACGCAUUCAAUGCAAGUUGGGCGUGUUUGGUCAAGCCGACGGCUCCGCCUACCUCGAGCAAGGCAACACCAAAGUCCUGGCGGCCGUGUAUGGUCCCCACGAGAUCUAUCGUCAUGGAGCGGGCGGCGCGUCACGCCCCACUCUCACAGCCACGUCGAACGAGCAGGCCGUAAUCAAUUGCCAGUAUUCGGCGGCCGUGUUUAGUUCCGGCGAGCGGAAGCGGCGACCCCGCGGAGACCGCAAGUCCCAAGAGAUGUCAAUGCAUUUGCGGCAGACCUUCCAAGCCGCCAUCAAGACCGAGUUGUAUCCCCGAUCUCAGAUUGAUAUCUACGUGGAGAUUCUCCAGGCGGAUGGCGGGAACUAUUGCGCGUGCGUGAAUGCCGCAACAUUGGCUUUGAUUGACGCCGGGAUUCCUAUGAAGGAUUACGUGUGCGCCUGUACGGCUAGUUUGAUGAAUGAUCGACCCGUGGUGGAUAUCAAUAAUCUGGAGAGUACGACGGGUGGACCUGAGUUGACGGUGGCCGUGAUGGCCAAAUCUGGCGAAAUUGUGCUGCUCGAAAUGUCGCAACGCUUUCACGUAGAUCAUCUGGAGAAGGUUAUGGACCUGGCCAUGGAGGGCUGUCAAAAUAUCUAUCACAUUUUGGACAAGGAGGUCCGAGCUCACGUUUCUAAACGCGGGUCGCUUUUGGGCUGGGAGGCAACUUGAUGGUGACAUGGAUGAGAAAUGUAUUGUAAUAAAAAAAUUGCCUCUAUGCCUAA